Messenger RNA from Lagenorhynchus albirostris (white-beaked dolphin), 1921 nucleotides. It is a transcript of the gene TBCCD1, whose product is annotated as TBCC domain containing 1. NCBI's taxonomy places the organism in Eukaryota, Metazoa, Chordata, Mammalia, Artiodactyla, Delphinidae. Gene Ontology annotation, biological process: maintenance of centrosome location; maintenance of Golgi location. Bases 237 to 1910 code for a protein of 557 amino acids. The transcript is spliced from 7 exons. Gene Ontology annotation, cellular component: spindle pole centrosome. The record is from RefSeq and is a predicted model, not a curated record.
CCCAUCACGCCUCGGGCUCGGGCUGGGGAGGCCGCCUUCGCGCUCGCCAGGUCUUGGGUCCUCUACGGACUCUGUCAGCUGGGGCUUCUCGGUUCCUGAAGUGAGAUUGGGGGGCGCUCGGACGGCCCACUCAGAGCCGCAUCCUGGACCGCGUCCUACCCCAGAGAGCGGACGAGGUGGCGGCGAAGCCUCGGUAUGCAAAGAAGCCUUUUCACACAGAUGUCCUUAGAGAUAAUAUGGAUGAGUCCGGAGUUCUCCUCUGGGUGAAAGCAGAACCCUUUAUAGUGGGCGCCUUGCAGGUCCCCCCUCCAUCCAAGUUCAGUCUUCACUAUCUCAGGAAGAUAUCCACCUAUGUGCGAACCCGGGCCACAGAGGGAGGUUACCCACGCCUGUCCUGGUCUACAUGGAGGCACAUUGCAUGCGGAAAGCUGCAGUUGGCUAAGGAUCUGGCCUGGCUUUACUUUGAAAUAUUUGAUAGUCUUGCAGUGAAGACACCGAAGGAGCGCCUGGAAUGGUCUGAGAUUCUGUCCAACUGCAUGUCUGAGGAUGAAGUUGAAAAGCAAAGAAAUCAGCUUUCAGUGGACACCCUACAGUUUCUGCUCUUCUUAUAUAUACAACAGUUAAACAAGGUCUCCCUGAGGACAUCUUUGAUUGGAGAAGAGUGGCCUAGUCCCAGACACAGAUCUCAGUCUCCUGACCUGACUGAAAAAUCCAGUUGUCAUAAUAAGAACUGGAAUGAUUACAGUCACCAAGCUUUUGUCUGUGAUCAUCUGUCAGAUCUCCUUGAACUGCUUGUAGAUCCAGAACAACUCACUGCAUCAUUUCAUUCAACCCAUAGUAGUCUAGUCUCUCGAGAAGCUGUUGUAGCACUCAGCUUUCUUAUUGAAGGUACAGUGAGUGGAGCCAGGAAGAUAUAUCCACUUUAUGAACUUGCACUGUGGCAACCACUACAUGCAGAAAGUGGCUUCUCAAAGACCUCUAAGGCCUUUUCUUUCUACAAGCUGGAAGCCUGGUUGAGAGCCUCUUUAACUGGGAAUCCAUUUGGUGUAUCUGCUUGCCUCAAGUCUGGGAAGAAAUUGGCUUGGGCUCACCAAGUUGAAGGGACGACCAAAAGAGCUAAGAUUGCUUGUAAUACUCAUGUGGCCCCUAGGAUGCACCGCCUGGUGGUGAUGAGCCAGGUUUACAAGCAGACAUUGGCCAAGAGCUCAGAUACUCUGGUGGGGGCACAUGUAAAGAUUCAUCGUUGCAAUGAGACUUUUGUAUAUCUGCUGUCUCCCUUACGAUCUGUAACAAUUGAGAAGUGCAGGAAUAGCACUUUCAUCCUGGGCCCUGUACAGACUGCUCUUCAUCUCCACAGCUGUGACAAUGUUAAAGUCAUUGCUGUUUGCCAUCGUCUGUCCAUCUCUUCUACAAUGGGUUGCAUCUUUCACAUUCUGACGCCUACACGCCCACUUAUUCUCUCUGGGAACCAGAGAGUAACUUUUGCCCCCUUUCAUACCCAUUACCCAAUGCUGGAGGACCACAUGGCCAGGACUGGCCUUGCUACAGUGCCUAACUAUUGGGAUAAUCCCAUGAUUGUGUGCAGAGAGAACAGCAGCACAAGUGUCUUCCGACUCUUAGCACCAUGUGAAUUCUAUGUGUUUAUUAUUCCCUUUGAAAUGGAAGGGGACACAACAGAGAUACCUGGGGGUCUUCCAUCUGCAUAUCAGAAAGCACUGGGCCAAAGAGAAAAAAAGAUACAGACCUGGCAGAAAACUGUGAAGGAGGCUCGUUUGACAAAGGAUCAAAGGAAGCAGUUCCAGGUACUUGUGGAAAACAAAUUUUAUGAGUGGUUGAUUAAUACAGGACAUCGUCAGCAGCUGGACAGUCUUGUGCCCCCUGCAGCAGGCUCCAAACAAGCAGCAGGAUAAGACUUCCUCAU